Molecule: messenger RNA, 3777 nt
Organism: Zonotrichia leucophrys gambelii
Lineage: Eukaryota; Metazoa; Chordata; Aves; Passeriformes; Passerellidae
Product: transcription factor 15-like
Exons: 2
Coding region: 1-516 (171 amino acids)
Biological process (GO): developmental process; regulation of transcription by RNA polymerase II
Molecular function (GO): DNA-binding transcription factor activity, RNA polymerase II-specific; protein dimerization activity; RNA polymerase II transcription regulatory region sequence-specific DNA binding
Source: RefSeq, a predicted model, not a curated record
AUGCGGGGCGGCGGGGGCGCGGCGGCGGCGGCGGGCGCGGGGCCGGCGCGGGGCCGCGCGGGGGGCGCGGGGCGGCGGCGGCGGGCGCGGGGCGGCGGCGGGCGGCGGGCGGCGGCCAACGCGCGGGAGCGGCACCGCACGCACAGCGUCAACGCGGCCUUCGGCGCCCUCCGCCGGCUCAUCCCCACCCGCCCGGCCGACCGCCGCCUCUCCAAGGUGGAGACGCUGCGCCUGGCGGCCAGCUACAUCUCGCACCUGGCCAACGUGCUGCUGCUGCAGCAGCGCCGGCAGGACGGGGCCGGGGAUGCCGAGCAGUCGUGCCCGCAGCCUUGUCCACAGCCGUGCCCGCAGCCGUGCCCGCAGCCCUGUCCACAGCCCGUUCAGCCCGCUCAGCCCUGCUCGCCACCAGGUGCCUCCGCGCCCCGCUCCAUCUGCACCUUCUGCCUCAGCGACCAGCGGCAGCGGCACCGAGAAAGAGAGAAAGCAUCACCUGCUCCAGCCGUAACCGGACUCUGAACAGGCUGAGGUCUCGCACCACUCCUGCUCUGACUGUACCACUGCCUUGGGUAACAUCGCCUCACUCGUGCCGCAUGUUUACAUUUAGAUAGCACAGUACUAAAAGAGCUCCUUUUUAUGCCUAUGCACUUUGUUUCAUAUUGUGAGGGCUUUUUUCAGGGUGUUUUGCAAGUGAAAUCCACUGGCUCGGUUGCACCUGGCGCUGCAGCUAUUUUAGCGCGAGAAACGUUAAACCUCAGCAGCCAAGCCCUGAUCCUGAUGCCUCCCAAACCUGUGUCGCAUGAUGAAACUUGAACUUCCAAACACACAGUGUCCCCUGUCAGGGGAAGCUGCCACGAACACGCCGUGCCCUCCGCCUCCAGCGCAGCCCGGGCUGCACGCAGCGCUGCCGCCCACCCCUGCAGCUGCACGCCAGACCCCGGGGACACGGCCUGAUGCCGACAGCUGACAUGCUUCAGAGGUCUCAACGGUGCUGGCAGAUUAUUUUGAGGUGUUCACAGAAAGCUGGAAAAACUUCCAGUGAAAAAAGCAGCGCUGUUGGCUGUGCACAGGCACAGAGCACAGGGGCACGGGAUGUAGCCAGCACAGGAGAGGAAAGGGGAGAAGUGCAGUGUAAGCGAUGCUCCUUUCUUAUUAACACUGUGAGUCCUGCCAGUCCUUUAAAUAGCACGGGAUAUUCCUAAAUCUGCCUGGCACGGAGGGUUUCCCAAGGGCUUUUACCCAUCACACAGGUCUUUCCAUAAUUGCGCCCUGUACAUCACUGAGGUUGUUUAUCUCCCCUCAGUUUACUGACUUGUAUAUUGUUUUUCAGAAGUAACUCUAAAAGGCAAAUAAGCAUAUUCUGUUUUCAUAUUUGGACAUCAGUGAAGCAGCAGGCAAAAAUCUUAAACCACAGAGGUUAAUUUUGCAAUAUUUUUGUAGCUAUUUAUAACAUAAUUAAUUAGGCAUUAACUUGUUACUUUGGGAGGCACUCUGCACUCUUUGAGAGCCUGGUAACUGUACCACUCCAAGAAGUGCUGCAAGCAGAACUUGUCUCCUUUUUCCUCCCCUGCUGCCAUCUGUGCUCCUGGCCAGCCUUGCUGCUCUGGUCAAAUGUGAGGGCUGAAGAAGCAGCACUUUGUUCACUUUCUUUUCUGUACAGAGUUUUCUCUUCUUGCCCUACAUAAGUGCAAAGCAAAUUCUGGCAGUUGUUGUGAAGAACUUGGCAAGAGAAAAGUUGUGGUGGACUCCUAUACAACUUCACCGUUUUAGUUUCCCUUCUCCCCUGCCCAACACACAGUGGCCACUUUUUCUGUAGCACAAUGAGGAAAAAUCUGCUGUACCUACAGAAAUGCAGUAAGCUCUUCCUUUGAAUUCUAACAAAGAAAAAUACCAAGCAAAUCCCAGCGAUUCCACAUCACGUCAGUCUCUUCAGUUAUUAAAAGCCACAGGCUGUAUUUUCCUGGAUUGAGAGGAGAUUUUUUGCUUUUAGAAGGUUUCUAUCAUUAAUCUUUUUUUAAUGAGGAACUUUCAAUUGCUGCCAGAUCAUGGUCUGUGUUUGCUUUGGCACUGAUUAGCGAAGCUGGAACUCUUUACAGUUUUGUGUAAAGUCUUUUUUUAAUUUUGUGUUGUGUCGGCCUCUGUGUGUGGGCAUAGAGUUCUACAAACAUAUUUUCCUGGAUCUUUUUAAUCAAUUUGGAGAAAUUUAUCUUUUAAAAAGUUAUUUGCUCUACAAUUAAAGCUGAUCUUGCAGUUAGGCCCUACAUUCUUGUGAACACAUUAAAACAAAGUAUCUGACCUCUUUAUAGACAGUUAACACUAAUUUAUUCAUUUAGCUGUAUCAUUACAUAUUAUACCUAAAAUGACAAAACAUAAUUCAGUUUCAAACAAAUUUAGGAAAAUUUUUCAUUGAGUAUGCUCUGAAUUUCAAAAUUUGUAAGAAAGACAAUAAAAUUAUUAAUUUCAGGUUUUCAAAAUGCUGUGAUUUUAUUGCAGUUUAAGAGGUUUUAGUGUAGCUCUUGGCAAAUGAAGUAUAUUUGGAUUUAAUGAGAUAUCUUUAUACUUAGUUAUUAAAGGAAAUUAUAAAAUGUGAAGUCCACUUUUGUACCAAAGUAAGAGCUGAAAUCUCAUAACUUGAAACUCUUAUGAAUGAUUUCUACAAUCCUACAGGAAUUUGGUGUCCUCCCUUUAAAAGGGAUUUUAUCUCCCUAGUUUUGUAAAGGGUUUAUACAAAAUGCUUUUCAAUGACAAAAGCAGGAGCAGGCCCUAAAACUUGGCCUUCUCUCCUGUUUAAUGUAGCUCAGUGUAACACUGAAUUCUUCUCUCUUUACUCAGGAUAAACUGUUGAAUUCAACUGGGCUGGAAGAUUUUCUUGGGGUUUCAAUUGCUAAAUAAUACAGGAGUUUCAGCAACACUGAUUGAUCGUGGCAGAAAUUAGACCCCAGAGCACUGUGGCCCAAAUAUUUAUGGUAUAGACAGAUAAUGUCUAUGCAAAGCAAUUAUAACCAUGAUUUCUCUGUGGAACGUUUGUGUAUGUGUAACUGUGUGUAUUUAAAUGAGGAAAAUUGGGGACAAAUCCUUCACUUUGCCAAAAUUUAUUUGUAAUGUAAAACUUCUCUAACCUCAGGAGCAAAAAAAAAAAAAUUAAAAUCAAGCGCUGUUACUCUGCAAUGGAUUUUCUAUAAAUCAAGGGGAAAAGAAUUUAAUUUCUGGAGACACAGAUGAAUUGAGGGCUCAGAUUGCACAUAUAAAGAGCUCAUCAUCAUUCAAUGUUUUACUGAGUUUUUACUGUAUGAGCUUGUGUGUCUUAUCAGUCCUACUUUUUUAAUCAUGGCGCAGGGUUAUUCAUGGCAUGCACAAAUAUACAAGUCAAAAUCUUGAGGGUGUCUGAGAGCAAGUACCUUACUUGAUGGUGAGGCAUUGGAAUCAUGUGAGUUGUUCCAGAGGUGCCAAACCACCUCUAGUUCUGCAGAUAUUGGGGGUUUGACUUAUUUGUGAGUGCAUUCUGUUCUGUAUGUAUGAACAGAGCAUGCCUGAUGCCAAUCCCAGCUUUGUUUUCCUGUAAACACUUGGCUAUUCCAUUUACAUGAUGCAUGAAUAAAGCAGAAACUGUGAGAUAUACACCAUUUGGUCUCAGAUCCCAUUAAAUUAUUGUUAAAAUAAUCCAAGCAUGGUACUUUGUAUAAAUCAUUUUACUCAGCCUGCUACAUCACUGUAUAAAAACAGCACCUAGCAAAGUGAAUAAAUCAUGUUGUUUGAUUUUACUGGUUAAGUUUAAAGAAG